Messenger RNA from Linum trigynum, 4984 nucleotides. Lineage: Eukaryota; Viridiplantae; Streptophyta; Magnoliopsida; Malpighiales; Linaceae. The record is from the annotation of a GenBank genome assembly.
GUUAAAGAACAAUUGGAACUAAAGUUGAAAGGUUGGCCAAACCCAUUUAAUGUUGUUAAGAAAGAUUGACAUUUGAGUUUGCAUCAUACGACGACUCGAAGUUGUGAACCUCGAGCCAACUAGGGUAGUAGUUCAUGAGUGACUUCAUAUAUAGCUCGCCAACUAACUUAGUAAUGUCUUGUGGAUUGCUUUGGUUACAUAGUUUAUAUUGUAAAGUGACUCGGUCAUUUGACUCCACUAUUAUCCCCAUUCAACAGUGAUUCAUGGAACGAAAUUAGAACGAGCAAGAGCAUGUGGAAUGAGUGGGUUUAGGGUUUAGGGUUUAGGGUUCAGGGUUUAGGGUUUAGGGUUCUUCUUCAUACUACAAUGUGAUAUACACACUACAAGAAAAGAGUUUUCUAAUCACAACAUGUAGGCAUGAAACCUAUUUUCAUGCUAAAAAUAAUAUAAAGAAUCAAGAAAAAAUAACUUACCAUAUUUAAUUAUGAAGAAGAAUAACAAAAAAAAUAUGAUGAAUCUUUCCUUUGUUAAUGACCAGAAACAAUUAAUUAUCCAACUAAAAUUUUAAGAGGGAAAAAUCCCUCCAAUUUUUUGCCCAAUCAAAAUUUGAGAACUAAAAAAUUCCCUCCACAUUUUCGACCGGCCCUUUUCUCAAAGAGGGAAAUGAAAGAUCUGAUCAUUUCCAAAAAAAAAUUCUGAUCCCUUACCUCUACGCAUCUCUUCUCUGGUCUCUCAAAACCCUCUUGACUGCUCUGCUAAUCUCCAUCAACGGCGAAGAAGAAGACGGCGACGGCGGAGAAGAAGAUGGUGAUGGUGGAGAAGAAUGGAUACUGCGGCGGCGGGGACGAGGCACACAUGCAUGAAGCUCGAGAUUUACACCCCUGCGAGCGAACCAGUCUUCGUCAAGGGAACGUCGUUCGAGGGUCGCUUCGACCUCUCCAUCACCGACGGCCUCCACUCUUGGGUCUGCCACGGUAAACCUAUAUCUCCCCUUACUUUUCUUGUUCGACUGAUAUCGACUCUCGUGUUUGAAUCUCUCCGUUUAUACGGGGUUUCUUUUAUCAUCCUAACUCUUGCUUCAAAUUUUGCAGCUAGGGAAGAGGAUGCGAGAGAUAGAGCGGCGCAGUGGGUCAGCCAGUAUCCGAGUAUAUCCAAUUGGCGGAGAAGCACCUGGGGUUUCAAAUCCCUGGCUCGAUCUAGAGGUUCGACGAUGCCGGCGAUGGCUGCAAACGAGUUAGUGAUUCGCUUUUUCUAUAAUUUUUGUCCCGUUUGGAAUUGUGUUCAAUUUGGUUUGCUUUUGGAUUCUAUUUACCCAUUAUGUGAAUCAAACUUCAUUAUAAGUUAGGAAGAUUGAAGCGAUUGUAUGAAGGGUUUGCUUUCGUUCUAUCUAGCUUUGGGGCUGCCAUAGGUCUUUGAAAUGGUGAGCUUAGUUGUUCCUGACACUCUUCUUGUUAGUUGGUACCUAGUGAAUAAUUCAGUUACUGCAAUGUCACUGGUGGCCUGAUUUUGGCUUGAAAGAAGGAUAGGGUCUCGUCGGUCUCGUAGUAGUCGUAUUAAAGUCGAUUGAGGUUGAAUAUCUGGAAAUUAUUUUGAUCUUCCCUUCUCGUGUUUGCCGUUCUCGAUAGUUUCGUGUGAAUUUCUCGCUCCGAUUCCUUGAUAUGCUAUAGAUAUGUGUUAGGAAGAAUGUUUGCUGAGAUGUAUGGAAUUGCUGUUUUCCAGAUUAACCCUACCAAAUACAAGAGCAUCUCGUCUGGCUUCAGGGUGUUGCUCAAGGAGCAAGGUGUAAGAGGUUUCUUCAGGGGAUGGGUGCCUACUCUCCUUGGUUACAGUGCUCAGGGCGCCUGCAAGUUUGGCUUCUAUGAAUUCUUCAAGAAGUACUACUCUGAUAUUGCUGGCCCCGAGAAUUCUGCCAAGUACAAGACCUUGAUCUACCUUGCUGGUUCUUCCUCUGCUGAGGUGAUUGCUGACAUUGCUCUUUGCCCGUUUGAGACAGUGAAGGUUAGAGUGCAGACUCGGUAUGGGUUCGCCAGAGGUCUCUCUGAUGGUCUGCCCAAGUUCGUGAGAUCUGAAGGUGCUUUGGGGUAUGUGCUUCUAUUCGACUGAAUGAAUUGUUUAAUAUCUGUUGCUUCUUUUUCGAGUGAAUGAGUUGUUUAAUAUCCAUCACAGCUCGGCACAUUCCUGACAUUGUCUUUUACUGUUAUCAUGCAGAUUGUACAAGGGUCUUGUUCCUCUCUAGGGACGCCAAAUUCCUUGUAAGUGGACCCUUACCUACUUUUCUUUAGUAGUUAGUGCUCUUUAUAUUGUGUUUGAAACUAGCCUUUAGUAUCUGAAUCAAAGGUUAGGCAGUUGUAGUAUAUACGGAAGACUGAUGAUAAUGAGAUUUUGUUGCAUUUCAGCUGAUUUUGCAUCCAAUCUCCAUUAAGUUUUGUUUGUGAAUGAAAUGUGUGGUCAUCGCAAUUUUUACUUGAACCAUUAUCCUGUGCAACAAGGUUCAAAUUCCUUGUCAAUGGAGUCCCGGAAACUGUUUUUCUUUCAGUAAUUUGUUAUCCUCGUUUUCUCUUUGAUAGCGGCUUGUAGUAUUCUAGACUAUUUUAUAGUUAUGCUUAUACGAGGCAGAUCAGCGUUGUUAGACUUUUUAGGGUUGAAAGCUAUGUGUUUAAUUCUGUGCUUGCAAGCUUUGGUGCAUGACUCUUUACAGAAGAAAACAAAUAAAAUUGAUGCAUGGCAUAUUAACUUGUCCUGAGAUUGGUGGCGUCCGAAGAGUUGAUGUUGAUGAACCUGAUAUGGCGUGAUACAUUGUUUCGAUAACUUAUGUCUGAAUUUGCAUGCUGAAUGUGGAAUGUAAAGGAACUCUAUGAUGAGUUCAAUUGCAGUUGUAACAGUCUUCUGUAUCUAGCACUCCUGCUUUCGGUAAUUCUCCGCCAUUAGUUGGGGGUAAGUUUAGUUUUGUAUUAGCAAGCCCAUGCUGUUGGUGUCCUACUUGUGGUUGCUGUGACAUAAGAUGAUUGUAUUAUGUGAUUGUGCACAUAGACAUAUAUGGUAUGUAUAACAAUGAUUAUGUUUACCUUGUUUUCCGAUUGUUUUUUCUGCUUCCCCAUGGCUUUCAUUUCUUCGUCUCCAAUUCAAUGAGGCUGUGUUAAUCCGUUUUGAAGUUGUAUACCAUAGUAGUCCAAGCUAGUUUACUGUUAGAGCUUAUGAUCUCUGCAGGUCCCCCUUGUCUGUGAUUUUGGUUUUUAUAUCUUCUCUCUACAUUUCAUUUCAUAUGCACAAAUGGGUCUCAGAUUGAUCACCAAAAAUGUUGUCAAUAGAUCCCAUAUCUCAAUAUUCUUUGUGGCAGUAUCCUAUGUUUUCUGACUUGCUUAAUAAUUAGUUUAGUGCCCUAUAUAGGAACUGCUGACACAAAAGCCACACGAGGGCAGCCUGAGAAGUUAGAGUCAAUAUCAGCUGUGCCUGUCUACAAAGAGAAAAGCCACGAGGAGUUAAGAUGGGAGGAUUAUCAAUCUGGAGACAAAGGUGAUUACUAGUAGAAUUCGCUGGUGUUACUUGGAGUCAAUUGCUGUAUCUUGCUUAUAAAUCCUAUGUAUUGCAGGUAGGGCGCUUCCCUCUGGUCAACAACCUGGCCCAAUAAGUUUUAGGCCGCCAACAGCACAGUCAAACCCAUUUGGUCCUUCAUCUACAUCUGCUAGUCUUUCUUUGAGUAAUCCAUUUGUCCCCAAGGGUUUUGGACCAGCAGCUGCCUCAGCUUUCAGUUCUUCAGCUUUGAGUGCUUCAACGGAAGUUAAGCCUUUUCACUCGCCCUCAUUUCCAUCCAUCAGCAGAUGAGCUUGCAGAUAAUGCUCUGAAUCUCAUGCAUAAUUCUUAAGGCGGCCUUCUAAUUAUCUAAUUUAUUUAUGAUCUUGGUUGCCAUGAAAUGAUCGGAAUCCACUACUUUGAUUAUUUGGGGUAUUCUUAUAGUUAGACAAUCUUGCUUGUCUCCAAAUUGACAGUAUCUUGUUUUCUCAUUUUUCAAGGCUUAACUCAGAAGAUCUCUGCUGGGGGCUUCUUGAAGAAGACACUGUUCAAUUUUGCGUACUCCCAGUAAGUGUUGUUUACUUGUCUAGUCUGGUCUUUCAUCUCUAGAUUUCAUCUUACAUUUAAGCAUUGGCAUGUCCUUGUGAGCUCAACUUGAACAAAAAAACGGGAUAUUUCAUAAUUCUUGCUUGCAAUUCUGGUUCCUGUUUCUUGACUAACUGGUGAUCUCACUCUCGCUUUAGCAAAUUGAGUAAUUUGAAAGGCGGGAGUAAGACAGACGAGGCAUCUCCACUCAGUGACAAGCUCGUCUUCAGCAAGGUAAUCAUGAUGCUUGGUCUUAACUAUUAAGUCAGUCUAAUUAUGUUGUCAAAUUGCGAAAUACUGUUAUGGUGUUUAACUCUGGUUGCUCUUCCUCACAAGUAAAGCAAGGGUUGGGAGGAAAUGUACGGCUAAUCCUAUCUGGAGCAGCACCACUGGCCAGCCAUGUUGAAGCUUACCUUCGAGUCGUCACAUGUGCCCAUGUUCUACAAGGAUGGUUCCACACUGGUUCGUGAACUAUUCCCCUCUGGUUCAAGAUUCUGUAACAAUGUACUAAAGUUUCUAACAAAUUUCAAUCUCAACUAUUGUACAAACAAGUGAUGUUGGGGAAUGGCAGCCCGACGGAAGCAUGAAAAUCAUCGACCGGAAGAAGAAUAUCUACAAGGACACUAGUCUGUUUGGCGUUUAUACAGUGGCUAAGGUGAGAUUCCUACUACUUUUUACUCAUGGUUUCCUGUUUGAAUAGUAAUUAGACUAUGAGACGGCUACUGGACUAUGAAAUGAAGAUCACAUUUGGAUGAUUCCAAGUAAGAUCAGUUCCACCUUUAGCUGAAAAAUCCACAAUGUUAAAUAGAAUUUAAACCAUCCAUAACGUAAAGUGAUCAAAUAAUUUUGCGACAAUCAAACUUAACUAAAAGAAACGCAUAAACUUAAA